This is a messenger RNA of Struthio camelus australis, 2224 nucleotides long. Lineage: Eukaryota; Metazoa; Chordata; Aves; Struthioniformes; Struthionidae. The record is from RefSeq and is a predicted model, not a curated record.
AUGUCCAGUUUGCUAGUACGGAGUGCUGAUUUACCGCAGGCAAGCAAUCCCCCUGUAAUUUUAAGUGGGGUCAAUGGCCAGUCUAAAUUCCAUGUCUCUUUAGUUUCAGAAUGGCUGCGGCUAUUGCCUUUCCUGGGUGUGCUGGCUUUGCUUGGUUACCUCGCUGUUCGUCCAUUCCUCCCCAAGAAGAAACAGCAAAAGGAUAGCUUGAUUAACCUCAAGAUCCAGAAGGAAAAUCCAAAAGUAGUGAAUGAAAUAAACAUCGAAGAUCUGUGCCUCACUAAAGCUUACUGCAGGUGUUGGCGUUCUAAGACGUUCCCGGUCUGUGAUGGCUCUCACAACAAGCACAAUGAAUUAACAGGAGAUAAUGUAGGUCCGCUAAUACUCAAGAAGAAAGAAGUAUAGCAGACACCUAAUCCAUUAGAUUAUGACUGAUAAGAAGUCUUUUAUACAGUUGUAGUUGCAGGAGAUGACAUUUUAUUAUGUGAUUAGAUUGGUUUAUUCUAAUGAUUGCUGUAGAUUUCUUUUUGGGAUAAACUCCAUUUAGACAGUGCUAGGUCUCAUUGUUUUGAUACUUUAUUCUAAGAAUUAUGUCUGCUGUGUAAAACUGUAAAAUAACUAUCUCUGUAAAUAAGUCGUUUAUUUCAACAAUAAAUUGACUUCUUACAAUUAAGCCUUUUUUGUAUGAACACGCAGUUAUAAAAAUGUCACUAUUUCAAAGUGACAGAAGCGUACCUUUCUGUUGAUUUUGUUCUGCUGAGAAGCCACUUGUAUUCUAGUUUUCAGGAACAAUUUUUAAGUGCAUUUAAGUGGAGGAGAAAGCUUAGUUCCAGACUGUAUAAGCUAAAUUAUUACACAGGUCAGCCACCAACACUGUCCCUUUGUUUCACACCCCUGCAUGAAUUGUUCAUCAACUCUUGUGAGUGGACACAGAUUUGCUCCUUGCAAUUCACUUACUUACACUGCAGACACUGCUUUUUGUAGCAGAGACUUUUAUGGGAGGAAUCGUUUAAAUGACAAGCCAAGAAUACAGCUCACGUCCACCCUUUUGGUUCUGUUACUGAUUCAGAAUGACUUCGGGCAAGGCAGAGCUUUGCUGUAGUAUAGCUGAAUUUAAAAUGUGGUUAAGUAAUUGUUACCUGUCUAACAGCUAGACUUUAAUUAGAAAGUGCUUUAUUCUUCAAUGAAGGACUGUACCAGUAAGUUUAAAAAUAAAAAUUAGUUUGACGUGUACUACAGUUUUAGACAAUUGUACUACAGAAGAUCUCAACUCUUCUUUAACACCAGUUUUGAACUGGGGUUAGGUAGGUGGGAAGCCCCAGAGCAGUCUGCCAUUGCCAUUCCCAAAAGCUUAUUAACACAGUGCUGAAACAGAAAGCAAGUCAAUGAGCAGGAUGUGACUGUAUGCUAUAUGCAAGUAUUUAAUUGUACCAUGGCACAAUCAUCUUCAAAGUUGUAAUGCUCUGUAUUGGCCUUAUCUUAACGAAUGAGAGCAAACCACAAGCACUAUCAUAUUAGAAUACAAAAUUUAUAAUAGAGAAAAAUCUGGGAUGUUACUACCAGUCUCAUACUAUACUCAGUUACUACUUAUAGAUUUAUUAUACUGAACACUAUCUAUAAACAAUAUCGAGUGAACCUAUGUUAAAUCUUUAAAGCAAGUUUUCUAAUUGUAAUCUCUUAACAAACAGCGUUGAGUCCAAGCCCAAAUUCUUGUUUGGUGAAGGGACUGCUAGAUGAAAUACAACAGCCUGCGUUUAGAUGGUGUUUUGCAGCUUUGCAAUCCACAGCCUACUGCUGUAUAUACGAGCCUGUACACGCUUCCAGUUUUUAAUCAUAAUAUGUUUGCAUUCAAAUAAUUUGGUUUCCUAAGUGUGAGAAGCAAAUUGAAUCCAUCCUCUGUAUUCAAUUCCCUUGCUGUAGUCAAACAACUCUGCUAAAGCAGCACAGCAAAAUUAGCAAAAUUGAUUUUUUUUCCCCCCAGGAAGCUCCUCUAAAAGAGGACAGAUUUAGUUCUUGACUCCGUCUCUAACAUAGCUUGAUUACGUAACUACUUUUUUUCUCCCCACUACUGUUAAAUGAGAUUGCUGCUAAGCCAUCUACAAAUGUGGCUAUGAAACACACACAAGUAUUUUUUUGGUUUGUUUUUGUCCAUAGGUGAGCAGAACAUGUAUACGUGAUGUGCCUGCAAUAGCAGUAGUCAGUCAACAGGUUUUUUUUUUUUUUU